This is a messenger RNA of Canariomyces notabilis, 726 nucleotides long. RefSeq lists its product as uncharacterized. The record is from RefSeq and is a predicted model, not a curated record. The transcript is spliced from 3 exons. Lineage: Eukaryota; Fungi; Ascomycota; Sordariomycetes; Sordariales; Chaetomiaceae. The coding region runs from base 1 to 726 and encodes 241 amino acids.
AUGGCCGAUGCCGCGAGAACAUCCCGCCUGACCGAGAACAAGCGGCGCUAUCGGGCCCGCCGGAAGGAGUAUGUGGCGGAUCUAGAACGCAGGCUGGAAGAAAUGCGAGUGCAGGGGAUAAACGCGACGGCGCAGGUUCAGCUAGCGGCGCGCAAGGUUGUCGCAGAGAACGGGCGACUCCGGGAACUCCUGCAACUCGCCGGCUUUACCGCAGAAGACAUUGACCUGUGGGCGAAGAGCGAACACGCUGACUACAAGGGGUUGGCCAUGCAACGGGAGAAUGCUGCAUCACCGCAGAAAGACGAAGGGAAGAGGAGGAUCAAAACAGCCGGCACUCUCCCGGGAUGCACAGGUACUUCAUCCAACGCCAUGGAGCCGGUCGUCACGCCCAAGUCGCAUCAGAGUCCACAUUCGAUGGCAGAAACGGCCACUUGCCCAUCGCCAUGCAAACUUCUUUCGCUUCUCGCCGAGAAUCCGAGCGCGGAUAUCACGCAAGUCACGGCCCAUCCAAGGUCGAUUGACCCUCCUGCGGCUACUACACAGGAUGAGGGGGGGGACGUCGAGUGCGGGAAGGCUUAUGAGAUGCUCAUGCAAUAUGCGACAUCCGAGAAGAAAAUGGACUACAUCGCUCGGGCAUUGGAAGCCGGCUGCACCCCGACUAAACCGGGUGCUUGCGCUGUGAAGAAGAAAGUUAUUUGGGAAGCUCUUGACAACAUGUGUGGAUGA